Molecule: messenger RNA, 1954 nt
Organism: Ficedula albicollis (Collared flycatcher)
Lineage: Eukaryota; Metazoa; Chordata; Aves; Passeriformes; Muscicapidae
Gene: NADK
Product: NAD kinase
Exons: 12
Coding region: 128-1453 (441 amino acids)
Biological process (GO): NAD+ metabolic process; NADP+ biosynthetic process
Molecular function (GO): NAD+ kinase activity
Source: RefSeq, a predicted model, not a curated record
AAGGGCGUGGUGUGAGCUGGAGGGCAGAAGGGGCUGGAGAUGAGGGGAGGGUGCAGGCUGUGCCUGAUCUGAGAGCGAACGGAGAGGGAUUGAAUUUCUCUCUGGCUGAGGUUCCUUCAGUUCCAGCAUGGAGAUGAGUCGGGAGAAGCUGUGUGCCAGCAAGGCUGAUGGGAGCUCAGACUCUGCCUACCACUGCUCGGCGUGCCACGACGAUGAGGAGUGGGGCAGCACGAGCCGGGGGAGAGCCAAGUCACGGAGUCUGUCGGCUUCACCAGCCCUUGGAAGCACCAAAGAAUUCAGGAGAACACGCUCCCUGCAUGGACCAUGCCCAGUGACCACGUUUGGACCAAAGGCCUGCAUGCUGCAGAAUCCUAAAACCAUUAUGCACAUUCAGGAUCCAGCAAGCCAGCGGUUGACAUGGAACAAACCACCCAAGAGUGUCCUUGUGAUUAAGAAGAUCCGUGAUGCCAGUCUGCUGCAGCCCUUCAAAGAGCUCUGCGUGUACCUCACUGAGGAGAACAAUAUGAUAGUGUAUGUAGAAAAAAAAGUAUUGGAAGACCCUGCUAUAGCUAAUGAUGAGAAUUUUGGACCAGUAAAGAAGAAAUUCUGCACCUUCAGAGAAGACUAUGAUGAUAUCUCCAAUCAGAUAGACUUUAUCAUAUGCCUGGGAGGAGAUGGGACCUUACUUUAUGCUUCUUCACUUUUCCAGGGUAGUGUACCUCCAGUUAUGGCUUUUCAUCUGGGAUCCCUUGGAUUUCUUACUCCAUUUAAUUUUGAGAAUUUUCAGUCCCAAGUCACUCAGGUUAUAGAAGGCAAUGCAGCUCUGGUUCUCAGGAGCAGGCUCAAGGUGAAGGUGGUGAAGGAGCACAGGGAGAAAAGCCCAGUGCAGAAUGGGAUAGAGGAAAAUGGGGUUGUGUCUGCAAACCUGGAGAAAGAAGUGGGCAAGCAAAUUAUGCAAUAUCAGGUCCUCAAUGAAGUCGUGGUGGAUCGUGGCCCCUCCUCCUACCUGUCCAACGUGGAUGUGUUUCUGGAUGGGCACCUGAUCACCACAGUGCAAGGGGAUGGGGUGAUUGUCUCCACGCCCACUGGCAGCACUGCCUACGCCGCCGCGGCCGGAGCCUCCAUGAUCCACCCCAACGUCCCUGCCAUCAUGAUCACCCCCAUCUGCCCCCACUCCCUGUCCUUCAGACCCAUUGUGGUUCCUGCUGGAGUGGAACUCAAGAUUAUGCUCUCCCCAGAUGCCAGGAACACUGCGUGGGUUUCGUUUGAUGGAAGGAAGAGGCAGGAAAUAUGCCAUGGAGACAGUAUCAGCAUCACUACCUCGUGCUACCCCCUGCCCUCCAUCUGCUUCCGGGACCCCGUCAGCGACUGGUUCGAGAGCCUGGCCGAGUGCCUGCACUGGAACGUGCGCAAGAAGCAGAACAACUUCGCGGUGGAGGAGGAGGAGUUCUGAGAUCCCGCCCAGCAGGGCGGUGCAGCGAGGCCAAUCCCUCCCCCUGCUCUGAGUUUGGAGCUCUGGCUGCAGAGCUGCCUCCUGGCUGUGGUUUCUAUCCCCCGCUGUGGCUGGGAAGGGUUGUGCUCCUUCCUCUGCACCAGGAGUGGGGGUGGAAGGCUCUGAUGGUUCUAAUCCAGUAUGAAUUUCCUUCCAAAUGAGCAGUGGAUGAUUCCUGAUGGCUAUCAAAAACCACAUCUGCAGAUUUGAUUGUAACCUCUGACUUACCAGUUCCAUGGUAGGCUGAAUGUAGCUACACCAGGGAAAAGUGGCAGCAGAAAAGUGGCAUUAAAAUCUUUCAUUUGUUAAACUCCAUUUAACACUGCUAGCAACAGAAAGGCUCCGAGAAGUUUUUUUUUUUAAAAAAAAAAGCUCCUCUUUAUUAUCUUAAAUACGCCUUGCCCAGAAAAUACUUUCUUACUUGCAAGUGUGACACACUGAAGAAACACCCACAAAGGAUGU